Molecule: messenger RNA, 903 nt
Organism: Parastagonospora nodorum SN15
Lineage: Eukaryota; Fungi; Ascomycota; Dothideomycetes; Pleosporales; Phaeosphaeriaceae
Exons: 1
Coding region: 1-903 (300 amino acids)
Biological process (GO): maturation of SSU-rRNA from tricistronic rRNA transcript (SSU-rRNA, 5.8S rRNA, LSU-rRNA)
Cellular component (GO): nucleolus
Source: RefSeq, a predicted model, not a curated record
AUGGCACCCGCACUCGGAAAACGCAAGCGCAUAAGCCGCAAAGAGCUCGAACAACCAUCACGAUCACCCUCACCCUCACCCUCCUCCGACUCGAAUGAAUCAGGUGAAGAAGAUGUCCAGGCCAUUUUCCGGCGCGCCUUUGAAGCCAAGUUCAAGCCUCUUGCUGUGGAGACCAAGGAAGCGAAGAUAGAGACUCCCAAGGAGAUUGCAGAGGAGGAAGCCGACGGAGAGGAAGAUGCAGAAUGGGCAGGCAUAAGCGAAGGCGACGAUGAUGUCCAAAUCAUCGACUACACAAAUACACAGCUUGGCCGCGACGACACGUCAAAAGCCGAGAUGAAGGCCUUUAUGUCGUCCAAACCACCAACCUCGACUGCUGCGCCCAAAAAGUCACUCACGGUGAAGAAAAGCCCAGACGAGGCCGAUCUCGCCGAGUCCAACAACCUCCGGAAUGAUCUCGACCUUCAGAAGCUGUUGCGCGAAUCACAUCUGCUCUCCACCUCGUCCUCGGGAACCUCUACACCCACUCUAAGCGCAACAGGUAUAGCGCGGCAUAAGUCAACGGACCUGCAUCUACAAUCACUAGGCGCAAAGAGGUCUGUCUUCUCGCAGAAGAAGAUGCCCAUGGCGCAGCGCAAGCACAUGAUACAAAAGGCGAGAUUGACCGACGAGAAGCGACGCGCUGAAGCCAAGGAGGCUGGCAUCAUAUUGGAACGCCCUACUAUGAACAAAAUACCUGGCAAGAGGGAUGAGACUAGAAAGCGGGACAAGGCCGUGGGCUUGCCAAGUGUUGGCAAGUUCAGAGGCGGAACUUUGAGCUUGAGCAAGAAAGACGUGCGAAGCAUUACUGGUGGUGGAGGUGGUGGGGCAAAGGGCAAAGGCAAGGGCAAGAAGGCUAAGCGGUGA